CUGUUUCCCACUAGUUAGCGUAAGUGGUCUGUAGGGAAACCUGUGACUGAGAGAGAAGAAGAUAGAAUGCAGACUCACCUCCUGGUGGGUCUCACCCCAAUCAAGGGCUGCCGUCGAUUCUCAUCCGCCAUCUCCGGCGACCUCCUCCCUCCGUCGUUCAAUUCGUGUGGUCGUGAGUCUCGUGACCUUUACCACCACCGUCGAAGAUACCGCGAGGGCAGAUCUCGGUGGCAGCGCUGUCGUCGGAAGACGACUGUUAUAUCAGCGGCAUCUUCUUCUUCUUCCUCUUGGUCUUCGGCUUAUAAUAACGGUGAGAAGAACCACUACGUCGUUUUGGGAAUCGGUCGCAACGCCACGCAAGCUGACGUCAAGAGAGCUUAUCGCUUGCUCGCUCGAAAGUUUCAUCCUGAUGUGAACAAAGACUCUAAAGCCGGAGAGCUAUUCAAGAGCAUUCGUUGUUCCUACGAGGUUCUAUCUAAUGAAGCUACAAGGAUUCAGUACGACCGGUCACUUAAACAUCAAGAAAACUCGAGGUUCUCUAGAGUGAAAAGGCACUACAACACCCCUGACACCGAGCUUGAAGAUGCCAUGAAGUAUUGUUACAACUGGUCCCAGAAAAGACGAGGAUCCAGAUACGAGAGAGCCUACGGACACUACUCUACAUAUCAAAACUCACAUUUCUACAGUGACCCACACGAACAAGAAGAAGAAGACACGGCUCAAGAACAGAGAGACUCCUUCGCCAAAGUUCUCAAAACUGCCUUCCUCUCCAUGUUUCUCCUAUACACGCUCGGGUACCUAGCAUCUCUCACGUUCAGCACGUUCUCAGCUUUGCUAGACAAGGAGCUAGACAUGGGUUACAAAUCUGGGUUCAUGAUAGCUUGGAUACUAGGGGGAAAAGGAGGUAUCCUUCUCACUCUCUGCCUGACGUUUGCAAGCUGGCUAUGCGGGAAAGCAAGCAGCAGCGUGGUGGUUGUUAUGGUGGUGGCGAUGUGGGUUGGGUCCAAUUUAGCAAGACAUGCUCCUCUUCCACAAGGAGCUCUUCUCACACUCCUCUACAUGUCAAUCAAGCUUCAAGUCGACUCAAGGUGAAUCUUUAAUCUCAAAGUUAGGUUGUAAAUAAUAUUAGAUUAAACAUUCUCUUUCAAGUUGUAUAACUUCUCUAUUGCAAUAUCUCGUAUGAUGGAGAAAGUGUCUAUUGCUUGAAAGUUACAAACUCCAAAUUUUUCUUUUA
Brassica napus (rape) is the source of this 1234-nucleotide messenger RNA. RefSeq names its product dnaJ homolog subfamily C member 18-like. The transcript is spliced from 3 exons. The record is from RefSeq and is a predicted model, not a curated record. NCBI's taxonomy places the organism in Eukaryota, Viridiplantae, Streptophyta, Magnoliopsida, Brassicales, Brassicaceae. Bases 67 to 1092 code for a protein of 341 amino acids. Gene Ontology annotation, cellular component: cytoplasm. Gene Ontology annotation, biological process: protein refolding.